Messenger RNA from Podarcis muralis (Common wall lizard), 4237 nucleotides. RefSeq names its product CTTNBP2 N-terminal like (gene CTTNBP2NL). Gene Ontology annotation, biological process: protein dephosphorylation. Gene Ontology annotation, molecular function: protein phosphatase 2A binding. NCBI's taxonomy places the organism in Eukaryota, Metazoa, Chordata, Lepidosauria, Squamata, Lacertidae. Gene Ontology annotation, cellular component: actin cytoskeleton. The record is from RefSeq and is a predicted model, not a curated record.
GCUUUCUCCGGGUCCUCCCCUCUCUGAGCCCUUUUGCAUAAGGAAAGGGAGCUCCCUGUUUCUCUCUGCGUGUUUCCCACCCUUCCACCCAGGGGAGGGGGGAAAAAGGCUGCUUGUUUCUCUCUGUGUGUUUUUCCCUCCUCCACCCGGUGAAAAAGGCUGCUUGCUUUGUUUCACUCGGUCACUGAUAAAGUCUUCCAUCGGGAGCUUGCCUACUUCAGCGUUGUCUGCCUUCUGUGCGUUGCCUUGCAUGUGUUCAAGAUGAAUCUGGACAAACUCAGCAAACCUGAACUACUGACACUAUUUAGCAUUCUUGAAGGGGAACUAGAAGCCCGAGAUGUUGUCAUAGAAGCCUUGAAGGCCCGGCGCAGAGAUACUUUCAUUGAAGAGCGCUAUGGACAAUACUACAUUAAUAAUCCAUUUACGGCUCUUCAGAGAGAUUUUGAAGCACUGAAUGAAGAGAAUCGUGAGGAUAAGCAGCCUGUUUGUACCAAUCCCUUGUCCAUCCUGAAGGUAGUGAUGAAGCAUUGCAAGAAUAUGCAAGAAAAAAUGUUGUUCCAACUAGCUGCAGCAGAGAGCAGGCACAGAAAGGUAAUCUUGGAUCUUGAGGAAGAGAGGCGGCGGCAUGCCCAAGAUACUGCUGAAGGAGAUGAUGUCACAUACAUGCUGGAAAAGGAACGAGAGCGGCUCGCACAACAGCUGGAAUUUGAGAAGUCGCAGGCGAAGAAGUUUGAGAGAGAGCAGAAGAAGCUAUUGGACCAGUUGGAGGAGGAGCAUGACCGCCAGCAGCAGCUUUCUGCCAUGCUUGUGUUGGAGUGCAAGAAAGCCACAGCCAAAGCCGCAGAGGAAGGACAGAAGCUUGGGGAGCUGAGGCUGAAGCUAGCUGAGGAAAGAAGCAAAGUAAGCCACUUGGAGGGAGAGCUAGCAGCCCAGAAGAAGAGAGGCUUGCAAAUGGAGGCGCGAGUGGAGAAGCAGCUGUCCGAGUUUGACACUGAACGGGAGCAGCUGAGAGCCAAGCUGGUUCGGGAAGAGAAUCGCACCAAGGCCCUGAAGGAAGAAGUAGAGAAUCUGAAGACAACUCUAAAAGAAUUAGAGGCCUCGUAUAAAGCUGGGAGAGGCAAAGCAGAGCACACGCCACCAAAGAUCUCAAAGGUAUCCACAGCAACUGCCACAGAGGGCUCAAGUAGGUCAGUCACUUGCCAGACAGAAAGCCCCUGGACAGAGAGCCUCAGCCAGGGAAGUACUAUUCGACGGGCACCUAUAUUAUCGCCUAUCUCUGCCACUGCUUCCCACUCUUAUAUCAAGGCAAAUGGGCACUGUGAUGCUCAUGUACAAGCAAGUAUGGAGCCAGCUCUGCCCAAGGAUGAGCCGAUUGGACCAGCAGCUGAGAGGGCCACAGAAAUUAGCAGCUCCCCAGCGAGAACAGUUUCCCUUUCGCCUUCAACCCCACCAGUCCCUUCCAGUGGGAUAUUCUUUUCUCCGAGCAACACAGCUUCUUCAUCUCUGACACCCUCCCCAUGUUCCUCCCCAGUGAUGACUAAACGUUUGGUUGGAGCAUCAGUCAGCAGCCCCAGCUACCAAUCUUCGUACCAAGUGGGGAUCAACCAGCGCUUCCAUGCGGCACGUCACAAAUUCCAAUCCCAAUCUGAUCAAGAUCACCAGCCAAGCGGUCUCCAAAGCCCUCCAUCUAGGGAUCUGUCACCCACCCUGGUGGAUAAUUCUGCCGCAAAGCAGAUUGCCCGUAAUACAGUCACUCAGGUUCUCUCCAGGUUCACCAGCCAGCAGGGUCCCAUCAAGCCGGUUUCUCCCAACAGCUCCCCCUUUGGCACAGACUACCGAAGCCUGGCCACUCCCCUGAGCCCCAAAAGUGAGUGUGGCCCAGGCAAGGUCUCUGGCCCAUUGAGUCCACUGUCACCUGGAAUUAAAUCACCAACCAUACCCAGAGGAGAAAGAGGGAACCCUCCACCAAUUCCUCCCAAGAAACCUGGACUGACUCCUUCUCCAGCCAGUCCCACUCCACCAACUAAAACCUCCUCUCAGGCAUCUUCUCUGGGUUCUCCUAUGGACUUGGCAAGUAGCUGCUCAAGCAAUCCUGUUGUAGCCAAUGGGAAAGAAAUUGAGAUCUUAUUGCCAACCAGUAGCUAGCUUCCAAAAGUGUUGCAUUCCAAACGUUUGCCAUUCCUGAAGCUGAAACAGCUGCUACACUGUCUUAUCAACUUUACGUUAUUUAUUAUUUGGCUAGUAACAAGAUCUGUUUGUAUAGCACGUUUAGUGUACUUUUCCUUUUGAUUUAUGGUAUAUAGAAAAUAACACAACUUGUGUACAAACCUUUAAACACUAGAUCUUCGAGGUGUCUUAACGGCAGCAGGCACAUCAAACAAGCAGAGAAGCAGUUGAUUUCCUGUGCUGGGAGCUGACCAGUGGACUAUGACAGUGAAGCAGUUGCUUUUAAAUCAUGAAACCAAAAUACACUCCAUGCAGACUUCCAUUCCAGACAGACGUUUCCUAAGAAGUGCCUGAGCUUAAGCUGCACUGCAGCCAUGCAUGUGUUUCUCUGCAAAACCAGAAGUGAUUGUCCAAUUGAAGCAAGCCCAGAUUCCUCUCUGAAUCAUGAAUGUUGAAAUACCGUAACCACUGUCCUUAAUCCUUUCCAGUAGUUCUGUUAUCAGCAGAAAUGAAAUGUUCCAGAGGCCGGCCAAUUGUUUCCCUCUUAGGAACAAAGUCAGUUAUGUUGCUGCACUGUCAGGCACAUUUGGCCUUAAUAGGGAGUUUUGUACAUCCUGAGCUUUUUCUAUGUGACCAUGUAAACAUAAAAGGGGAGGGGGAUUUAAGCAAUCAGGUUGCCAUUUCCCCCGUCAAGUACUCAUUUCUUUUUAUAUGUAGAGAGAGAAAAUAGGUGAGAUUAAAUCUGGAAGUGUUCCACUAGUUUUUAAAAAUAUUUUUCACAUAUUUUGCUGUUUUGUAUGUAGAACCUCUGAGAGCAGAAUCUUCUGAGAUAAUGAUCUUAACAUUACUUGAAAUGAGAAGUGGUUAGUCAGUUCUUUGCAUGUUUUAGCACUGGAAAGAUAGGGAUCCGUGCUAGAUGAUUCAAAGCAGUAACGUUGGGUUGUAUCCAGCUAAGUUUUUCUCAAAGUAAACCCAUGGAAAUUAAUGAUGCUUGCAAAAGUCAUCCCUCCCUGGGAAAAGUAUAGCAUUUUCAAAAGUUGUGUGUGCUGCAAGGAGAAAAGGAAAUUUCUCCGUCAUCUACACAAACACAAAGUAUUUCUUUUUCUCUCAAGAUCCUCAGGGAGCCAGAAACAUUGUGUGGUGUUGGUGACUUGCAGUUCUUGCUCUGCCCACCAGCAGCUCUGGUCACACUGACAUCUGGACCUCUGCAAAGGUCCCUCCCUGGUGGGGAGGUUGUCUUCUCCUGCACUGGACACGAGGUCUUGAUGCUGCUUCAAGACUCCACUAUCUCCUACUCUAAACUUUAUUUCUAAGCUAUAUUGAAGUAUUUUAGCAAAGUGACUGAUAUUUCUGAGACUAGGAGGCCAUACCACUUGACCAUAUACCUCUUAAAUUUUAAUCAGCGUACCGUAAUUUCAGUUGGCUGCCCCUACACUAACAGUACUCCAGAAUGUCUUAUAGAGAACUAGGAAAGCACACAAACAGUCCAUUUGUGCAGUACAAGUUUCUGAAUAUGGUCUGUGCAGCUGCAUACUGGGUGAAUGGUUUCUUAUUGGUAUCUCUGUGAAUCAUGAACUAUAAGGGCAUUGUAGCAGCCCUUAAAAUCUUUCCUUGGAAUUAGACUAACUUGUAUCUUGAUAUGAUAGAGAUUUAUAAAUAAUAAUAUUAUUAGGAAAAUGCACAGAGUAUUGUAGUCUACAGUGGAUGGUGGGAAGGGAGAAGGCAAGAGGAGAUUUAUAUUUUUGCCAGUAGUCUGUCUUCAGAGAUUAAGCUAAACACAACUAUUAAAAUGUUCCCAGCUAAUCCAGUAAGACAUCUAGCGUUAGUAUAGCGGUUUUCUAUAGACCUGAGUGUAUGCAGGAAAAAACCAACAUGUUUAUUCUUCUCAGAAUCCUGUAUCGCUGGAGAAGUUCCUGGAUAAUAAUGAUGAUAAUAUAUUUUAAUGAAGUCAAAACUGCAUAAUCUAGUAUUAUCAUUAACACUGGUAUAUUUGUAAAGUCAAUUGUAUGAAGCACAGUCUUUUUACCAUUUUUAUAAUUGGCAGCAUUAAACACUUCAAAUGUUCACACUA